Messenger RNA from Diospyros lotus (date-plum), 1008 nucleotides. RefSeq lists its product as uncharacterized. The coding region runs from base 1 to 1008 and encodes 335 amino acids. The transcript has 5 exons. NCBI's taxonomy places the organism in Eukaryota, Viridiplantae, Streptophyta, Magnoliopsida, Ericales, Ebenaceae. The record is from RefSeq and is a predicted model, not a curated record.
AUGGAAAUAUCUGGGAUGAUGCAAGGGGCACGAUUGGCAUCUUUUCAAGAAUCUUUGUCUUUGGAUCCUCCAAGAUCCCUGGCAGAUUUGUUCGCCAAACAGGGUGGGAGUGCAGUCAUUAAUAAAAUUCCCGACGCCAUAAGGAGUGGGACAACAAUACAAAAUUCUUUCACCAAGAAAGCCGUAUACAAACCUCAACCGGUUGAGAAAUUGGAGGUUAUACGAUUAUGCGAGAGCAAACUAGAAAAGGAAGCGCACGUCGGCUCACAAUUACCUGAGAAGCUAAAACAUGAGAUAGUAGUAUGUUUGAAAGAAAAUAUGGACAUCUUUGCUUGGGCACCAGCUGACAUGCCUGGUAUCAAUCCAAAAGUAAUCUGUCAUCAUUUAAAUGUGGAUCCUCAUUUCAAGCCUAUGCAUCAGAAGAAGCAAAACAUCACUCCUGACAAAUUGGUAGCUCUAAAGGAGGAAGUCGAUAAGUUGUUGGAAGCUGGGUUCAUCCGAGAAGUAUUGUAUCCAGAUUGGUUAGCGAAUGUGGUAAUGGUCAAAAAGUCAAAUGACGAAUGUACAAUGGAGGCUUAUGUGGACGAUAUGAUUGUGAAAAUUUUAGAGCAAGAGUCACAUGUAAAGAAGUUAUCCCAGGCUGGGAAAAAGUUUGAGUGGACAGAGCAAUGUCAGAAGUCAUUUGAGGCAUUGAAAGAGUACCUGAAAGAAGUCCCCCUAUUGACACGACCAAAAAUUGGGGAAACAUUAUAUGUGUAUUUGGGCAUAAGUGAAAGAGCAAUAAGUGCAGUGUUGAUUAAGAAAGAGGGACAAUCGGACCGACCAAUAUACUAUGUCAGUAAAGUUUUACAAGGUCCAGAAACGCGUUAUCCUUUUGCAGAAAAGGUAGUCCUUGCCUUGGUGAAUGCUGCUCGAAAGUUAAGACCCUACUUUCAGGCUUAUUCCAUCAUUGUGUGGACGGAUCAACCACUGCGAAGUGUCUUACAAAAACCAGAGUGUUCUGGUUGA